This is a messenger RNA of Dendrobium catenatum, 3905 nucleotides long. RefSeq names its product LRR receptor-like serine/threonine-protein kinase RPK2. The coding region runs from base 217 to 3522 and encodes 1101 amino acids. Gene Ontology annotation, biological process: protein phosphorylation. The record is from RefSeq and is a predicted model, not a curated record. Lineage: Eukaryota; Viridiplantae; Streptophyta; Magnoliopsida; Asparagales; Orchidaceae. Gene Ontology annotation, cellular component: plasma membrane. Gene Ontology annotation, molecular function: ATP binding; protein binding; protein kinase activity. The transcript has a single exon.
AAGGCAGCGAAGUGAUAGCAGCGAAGACUUGCUGCGUCAAAACACCUCUCUUUUUUUUUUCUCCAACAAUCUCUUUCCAUGGCCUCGUUUUCGUUUUCCAACUCUCCGAAAGAUACUGGAUUUUAGAAUUCCGCUUCUCCUCAGCCUCUUUUUCUUCUUCGCAGCCCGAUUGCGACGAUUCUUUAUUGUGAGGUUUCAGCCAGGGGCUCUCGAAUCAUGCAGCGUCCGCUGGCGAUGACUCGCCGCCGGGACUUACACACGAAAAAUCUUACCUUUUCCAUUUUCCAGCUCUUCAUCCUCCUAGCCCUCUUCACACAAGAAGCCCUUUGCUUCAGCGACCGCUCCUCACUACUCCGCUUCAAGAGCUCCGUCUACGACCCUUCAGGACUGCUUGCCACGUGGUCCGCUGGCGGCGCCGACCAUUGCUCCUGGCUUGGGGUCCACUGCGACUCGCGCUUUCGGGUAGUUGCAGUCAACAUCUCCGCUUGCCCGGUCUUUGGCCGGAGUUGCCCGGAUCAGAUGUUGCGGUUCGCCGGGCAGCUACCCACCGCCGUUUUCGAUCUCACAGAGCUUAAAGUUCUCUCCUUACCGUUCCACGCCUUCUUUGGAGAGAUUCCUGGUGAAAUCUGGAAGCUAAAGAGUCUGGAGGUUCUUGAUCUAGAAGGUAAUCUCAUCUCCGGGAGUAUUCCACUGAGAUUUCCCCGUGGCUUGCGCGUGCUGAACUUGAGAUCCAACCAGAUCAAUGGUGUUAUACCGUUCUCUCUCUCAAGCUGUUUGGAGUUGGAAGCCUUAGAGCUAUCUGGAAACCAGAUUAAUGGUACAAUUCCACUGUUUUUUGAUAAGAUGGUUAACUUGAGAAAUCUGCAUUUGUCCUUCAACUUUCUCAGCAAGUCAAUUCCAGAAGAGAUUGGAGCCGGAUGUUGGAAUCUUGAGCAUUUGGAUCUAUCAGGGAAUCUUCUGUUGGGUAGCAUUCCCCACAGUCUAGCAAAUUGCAGCAAACUUCGAUCUUUGAUCUUGUUCUCUAAUCUUUUGGAUGGUUCCGUGCCUUCUGAUUUUGGUCGAUUGAAAGAACUUGAAGUUUUGGAUGUUUCACAGAACAGACUCAGUGGUGUUCUGCCCUCGGAGCUUGGAAACUGCACACAGUUAUCUGUUCUCAUACUUUCGAAUCCUUAUCAUCCAAUUCGAAGAAAGGAAGACAAUGACGAUAAGGUAAAUAUUGAUGACUUCAAUUGUUUCGAGGGUAGAAUUCCUGAUAGCAUAACGAGCUUGCCUAAUCUUAGGAUGCUCUGGGCUCCCAGAGUAUCACUGAAAGGGGCUAUCAGUAGCAACUGGGGCACUUGUGAGACCUUGGAGAUUAUUAACUUGGGAGAGAAUCUGCUAACAGGGAAAAUUCCAACGGUUUUUAAACGGUGUCAAAAUCUUAAAUUUCUUAACUUAAGCUCGAACAUGUUGACUGGUUUGGUUGGCGAGGAGCUUUCAGUGUCUUGUAUGGAUGUUUUUGAUGUCAGUGAGAAUCAGUUAUCUGGGUCAAUACCUGUGUUUGUUAACAAAGCAUGCGGAUUGCCCAAAUCCUAUGAAGAUGACCAUUUGUUUACUUAUGUUUCUUCUUUCUUGUCCAGAGCUCGUGCUGCGAUUUCCUUUCGGUUUUUCGAACCGACAAGUAGUUUUAUUGUGUAUCAUAAUUUUGGUGGAAACAACUUUACUGGUAAUCUGCCUACUUUUCCAUUAGCAGCUGAUAAAUUUGGAGAACAGAUAGUCUAUGCUUUCCUUAUUGACAGGAAUCAGCUUGUUGGGCCAUUGAUGGGUAGUUUAUUUGAGAAAUGCAAUGCAUUACAAGGGCUGGUUCUUAACUUUAGCAGUAACUUGAUCCAUGGUGGAAUUCCAGAAAAAGUAGGUACUUUGUGCAAGGGCCUAAUGGUUUUUGAUGCUUCUAGUAAUCAAAUAACAGGAAUAAUUCCCAAGAGUUUCAGGUUUGCUGAAAACCUUCUUUCUCUGGACUUGAGUAGGAAUAGACUCGGCGGCCAAAUUCCUGCUAUUUUUGAUAAUUUGAAGCACCUAAGAUUUUUCUCGGUUGCCAGUAACAACCUUAGUGGCCAAAUAACUUCAGACUUGGAUCAAUCAGUCUCUCUUGAAAUUGUGGAUCUUUCUUUCAAUUCGCUCACAGGUGUGAUCCCUGGAGGACUUGUGAAACUGAAGAAUCUUACCGCCCUCAUACUUGAUGGAAAUAAACUUUCUGGAAAGCUUCCAAACUUCUCAUCACUCUCUAUGUUCAAUGUUUCAUUCAACUAUCUGUCUGAACCUUUACCUUUUAGCUCCAGUAAAUUGAGUUGUGACACUUCCAAUGGGAGCCCCUUAUUCUCCAAAUGCCAAAAAGUGUCUCUAUCUAUUCCUCCAUCUUAUCCACGAGUGCUAGUAGAAGAUUCACAAGCAUAUAAUGAUGCUGUUAAUGCAAGCUUGCCUGCUAAGAGUAAUAAUGGAUUCAACUCUAUUGAAAUAGCCUCAAUAUCUUCAGCAUCAGCAAUAGUUUCAAUUCUUUUGGCUUUAAUUGUCCUCUAUGUUUACACUAGGAAAUGUACCCCAAGGUCGUCACAACAAACACCUGGACAAAGGGAAGUCACUAUUUUCACUGAUAUUGGCGUCCCGAUUACGUACGAGAGUGUUCUUCGAGCUACGGGAGGCUUUAAUGCUAGUAACUGUAUUGGAAGUGGUGGCUUUGGAGCCACUUACAAGGCUGAGAUUCACCCAGGAGUUCUUGUUGCUAUUAAAAGACUCUCAAUAGGAAGGCUCCAGGGUGUUUUGCAGUUUGAUGCAGAGAUAAAAACUCUUGGAAGAUGGAGGCACCCCAACCUUGUGACUCUGAUAGGAUAUCAUCUCAGUGACUCUGAGAUGUUUCUCAUAUACAAUUAUUUCCCUGGAGGUAAUCUUGAGAGGUUUAUUCAAGAAAGAUCGAAAAGGCCGACGGAUUGGAGAGUUUUUCACAAAAUUGCUAUCGAUGUAGCUCGAGCUCUUGCUUAUUUGCAUGACCAUUGUGUGCCUCGUAUUCUUCAUCGUGAUGUCAAGCCUAGCAAUAUACUUCUGGACAAUGAGUACAAUGCUUAUCUCUCAGAUUUUGGACUGGCAAGGCUUUUAGGGAACUCUGAAACUCAUGCGACCACCGGCGUCGCCGGAACUUUUGGAUAUGUUGCUCCAGAGUAUGCCAUGACUUGUCGUGUUUCUGAUAAAGCCGACGUGUACAGCUAUGGUGUGGUGCUGCUGGAAUUGCUCUCUGAUAAAAAAGCAUUGGAUCCAUCAUUCUCUCCAUAUGGAAAUGGCUUCAAUAUUGUUGCUUGGGCAUGCCUCUUACUUAGACAAGGACGAGCUCGUGAGUUCUUUACAGAUGGAUUGUGGGGCGUCGGUCCACGAGAUGAUUUGCUAGAAACAUUAGAUUUAGCUGUAAUGUGUACUGUAGAUUCACUUCCAGUCAGACCUUCUAUGAAGCAAGUUGUUCAGAGGUUGAAGCAACUCCAGCCUCCAAAUUACUAGCACCUGCAAUUCUAGCUAUUAAAAACUGACUCAGGGAAGGCUCUGUGAAAGUAAUAAUGCGCAGAUGAGUACACAACUACUAUGUACUCACUGUGUGCUCCAUCUUUUUGGAAUCUGCAAUGGGUACACAACAAUUCUCAACUUUGUAUUCCAUUUUUGGGACUGUACAAUUGCAUGCUCUUGGCUUCUGCACUUAGAGUUAGAUAUGUAGUCCCUUUUAUAAAAUUUCUCCUGUAGCGAUGAGCUGUAAAUGCCUCCAUCAGGAACAAAGCUAACUACUAGUUUGUUUGUACUAACGCAUCAUAAGCAGGGUACAUGUAAGAUGUAAAUUAACUAGUUCAGUUUUUAGAAUGAGAUAAUUGUAUCUUGAUUUCCUUUCUUCA